AUGUCACCAGAAUAUCAGGAAUCAGACAAUUGCAAACUUGAACUGAAGUAUGCUCAAACACGACGAAAACGAAUUCUCCCAUGUAUAGUGACCAAACAAAAAGGAUGGAAGCCGUCUGAUUGGUUAGGAUUGAUAACAGCUGGACUAUUGUAUGUAAAUUUUAAAGAUGAUUCAGAAGAAACUAUACGAUCGAAAGCAAAGGAAUUAAUCAAUCGAAUAAAAGAACAAUCUUCUUCAUUGGAAUCAACUUCUGAAUUAACCUAUCUAACGGAAAUAAUUAAAUAUGAAUAUAUGCGAACACAAAAUACUCAUAUUGGAUUUAUUAUGGAUCCAAAUAAAUCUUAUCCAAUCAAACAAAAUUACAUUAAUUUAAAUAUUGUAAAAUCCAAAGAUCUACAUGAUAAAAAAAAGAAAAUUUAUGAAGCUCAGCUUAAUAACGCUGCUGUAACUAAUUUCGAAGAUAUCGAUGACAUAAAAGCUGAUAUAGAUAUCAAAGACAUUUUUGAAAUCUGUAAAAGCCAAGAGAAGCAGCUGUUGAUAACCGGACGAGCUGGAGUUGGUAAAUCAGCAUUUUGUCGAUAUGUUGCCUACCAAUGGGCCAUGGGUUCACACUGGUCACAAUACAAACUACUUGUUUUUAUUCCAUUACGUCAUUUGACAGCAAAUCGCUAUCCACCCGACAAAAAUUAUUCUCUUUUAGAUCUCGUUAAAAAAGAACUUUUCAACGACAAUCUAUCAGAAUAUGAUACCAAACUUUUGAAAAAACAAUUCAAUGCUAAAACAACACUCUGGGUUUUGGAUGGAUAUGAUGAAAUUGUACAAAAUGUACCACCACAUUUGGGAUCCUUAUUCAAACAAUUACUCAUCACACCACACCAUAUUUUGACUUCCCGUUCAUGCAUGAAUACAUUAUUAUACAAUGUACAAAUGGAAAUUAUGGGUUUUACCGAUCAGAAUAUUGAAGAAUAUGUUCAGCAAUUUUUUCAUCAAAUAAACAACGCAUCAAAUAAGAGUAAAACUUUAUUGAAUUUCUUAAAUAUAAAUCAAAGUAUUUCAAGCAUAGCACAUAUUCCAAUUAAUCUAGAAUUGAUUUGUAGUCUUUGGACUCAUGAAGAUUGGACAGAAACAAAAGAACUAACAAUAACAAAAUUAUAUACAAUGAUGACAAAAUCACUAUGUGAACGAUACUUAAAGGGAUUAACUGAUCGAACCUUACAAAUAUCCACGAAUGAUGUUGAAGAACAUUGUCGUAAAGAAUUGACAUUCUUAGAAAAUUUAGCAUUUAACGCAAUGAAAAGUAACAGUAUUAUUUUACGACCAUCUUUACUAAGAGCUGCAUUGAAUGAAAUGAAAUUAUCUGUACAAGAAUAUCCAUAUAUUCUUAAUAUGGGUGUUCUACAAAAUUUUGACAAACAGGAAAACAAUAAUCAAUUUGAAACAAACAAAGAUCAUUAUUUUGUUCAUUUCAGUUUUCAAGAAUACUUUGCAGCACGAUACUUAGUUAAUACUCUGAAUGGUUCAUCACGCCAGAAAACAAUCGAAUUUAUCAAAACCAAUAAGUAUAAUCAACGUUAUACAUUACUUUUUGCGUUUGUAUCCGGCCUUCUUGCGCAAAGUCGUCUGCAAUCGGUAAUUGAUGUUUUCAUCAAAUUACUUCGCAACAAAGAGUCAGCUACAAAAAUCAAAGUCUGUCGUCUAAUUUCUAAGUUAUCAUUUGUAAAUGUAUCACAAACGUUGCUCCGUUCACUAGUUAGAGCGUUUCAAGAUAAAAACUCUGAUGUUAGACGAUUUGCAUGUAAAGCUCUCUGCAACAUAGGUAAAAAUACAGCAACAAAUAACGUUAUUAGUGAACUGUUGAUUGCACUUGAAGAUAAGAAUAAGAAUGUUAGACGAUAUGCAUGUAUAACUUUUGAAAAAAUCGGUGAAAAAGUAGCAAUAAGUGAAGUAAUUAAUCGACUAGUGACUACACUUGAAGAUGACGAUGCGUAUGUUAGGAUGAGUGCAUGUCAAGCUCUUGGGCAGGUGAGCACAAAAGUAGAAAUGAAUGCAGUGAUCAGUCAUCUAGUGAAUACACUUAAGGAUGAGAAUGAGAAUGUUCGAAUGAGUGCAUGUAUCACUCUUCAGAAAAUAGGGGAACGAACAUCAAUGAAUGAUCUGAUCAGUAAGCUAAUGAAUGCACUUAAACAUGAGAAUGAAUACGUUAGACAAUACACAUGUCAAGUUCUAUCAGGAAUAAAUGAAAAGGCAAUAACGAAAGAAGUCAUCAGCAAUCUACUUAUUGUACUUUACGAUAGAAUUGAUGAUGUCAGAAAAAGUGCAUGUGAUGCUCUUGGAAAAAUAAGUGAAAGUACAGUAUCGACUGAAAUAAUCAAUCACUUAGUAGUUGUACUCGAAGAUGAGGAUGAAUAUGUGAGAAAGAGUGCAUGUGACGCUCUAGGAAAAAUAGGUGAACGGGCAGCAACGAGCGGAAUUAUCAAUAAGCUAUUGAUGGUACUUGACGAUGAGAAUGAAGAUGUCAGAAUCAGUGCAUGUAUAGCUCUUGCGAAGAUAGGUAAAAAAGCAGCAACAAAUGAAGUGAUUAGCAGGUUACUAACAGCACUUGAACAUGAGAAUGAGUAUGUCAGACAAUAUGCACGUGUAGUUCUUGGAAAGAUGGGUGAACUAGCAGCAACAAAUGAAGUGAUCAAUAAACUAGUGAUUGUACUUGAAGAUGAGGAUGAGUAUGUCAGAAUGAGUGCAUGUCAAACUCUUGGAAAAAUGGGUAGAAAAGCAGCCAAUAAUGAAGUGAUAAAUAAGCUAGUUGUAAUGCUCGAAGAUAAGAAUGAAAAUGUGAAACGAUCUGCAUGUAUCGCUCUUCGAGAAAUAGGUGAAACUACAGCAACGAAUGAAAUGAUUAAGAAUCUAGUAAUUGCACUUAAUAGUAAGGAUGAAAAUAUCAGAAUGAGUGCAUGUAUUGCUCUUGACGAAAUAGGUAGAAAAGACGCAACGAUUGAUAUAAAUAGCAAAUUGAUGGCUGCACUUAUACAUGAGAAUGAAUAUGUAACACAAUAUGCACAUUUAGCUCUCGGAAAAAUUGGUGAAAAAGCAGUAACAAACGAAGUAGUUAGCAAGCUAAUGAUUGCACUCGAACAUAAGAAUAAGUGUAUCAGACAAUACGCAUGCCAAGCUCUCGCAGGAAUUGGCGAAAGAGCAGCAACGAAUGAAAUGAUCAGUAAACUAGUGAGUGCACUUGACGAUGAUAAUCAUUAUGUCAGAAAAAGUGCAUGCCAUGCUCUAGGAAAAAUGGGUGAAAGUGUAGCAACGACGGAAAUCAUCAGUAAACUAGUAAUUGUACUUGACGAUAAGAAUGAAGAUGUCACGAUGAGUGCAUGUAUAGCUCUUGAAGAAAUAGGUGGAAAAGCAGCAACAAAUGAAGUAAUUAACAGGCUACUGACUGUACUUGAGCAUGAGAAUGAAUAUAUUAGACGGUAUGCAUGUCGCGCUCUUGGAAAACUGAGUGAUAAAGCAGCAACAAAUGAAAUAACCAAGAAGUUGGUAACUAUAUUAGAAGAUGAAGAUGAGUAUGUUAGAAUAAGUGCAUGUCAAGCUCUUGGAAAGAUGAGUGAAAAAGUGACAACGAAUGAUAUUAUCAAGAUGCUAUUGAAUGCACUUGGAGAUGAGAAAGAAAAUGUCAGAAUGAAUGCAUGUCAAGUUCUCAAAAAUAUUGGAGAAAAAGCCGCAAUGAAUGAAGUGAUAAGUAAACUAGUGAUUGCACUUCAAGAUGAGAUAACGUAUGUAAGAAUAAGUGCAUGUCAAGCGCUUGGAGAAAUGGGUGUCAAAGCAGCAAUGAAUGAAGUCAUUAGUACGCUAGCGAUUGCUCUUGAAGAUGAGAAUAACUAUGUGAGACAUUAUGCAUAUGAAGCAUUGGGGAAAAUGGGUGAAAGAGCAGCAACUAAUGAAGUGAUUGAAAGAUUAUUAAGAUGUUUUAAUUAUGAAGACCAUAUUGAUAUACGUGCUAUGCAUUCAAUACUUGAAAAGUUUUUGUCUUUUUUCUCAAUGUUGAUACAAUUAGAUUCGAAUACAGUUGCUACACUUCAUACUUAUACAGAUCAAGGAUACCAUCCUAAUGAAUCAACAAUCAAUUCAAAAUGGUUUGACUUCCAUUGA
Molecule: messenger RNA, 4146 nt
Organism: Adineta steineri
Lineage: Eukaryota; Metazoa; Rotifera; Eurotatoria; Adinetida; Adinetidae
Source: the annotation of a GenBank genome assembly